UCACAUUAUUCUCCUGGUGGCACACCUUUUACAUAAAAACAGAUGUUCACAGCCCAUUAAGCUCAUUGGAAACCCACUUCAGCAUUUACCUGUUGGAUUAUCUCUUUGACUGCCUCUGCUGCAUCGAGAUCUUCUUCUCUGUGCUGAUAAUUUCUCGGUUAAGACACAAAUCUGUGUAAGAGCAAGAUGGAGAAGUUUAUCCUGGUCUGUGCGGCACUGAUGGCAGUGUUUGUUACAGGUGAGUCCCUGACCUGUAACACCUGCAGAGUGGGGCUCGCAGGUAAAUGUCUGUUCAGCUCCACAAUGACUUGCAGUGACUCUCAGCCCAACUGCUACUGGGGAAAACUAGCCUUCAACGUCAGUAGGCUGAUGAGCCUGGAGACUCAAGGCUGCCUGGCCUCUUCUCUCUGCAACCAAACUGAAUCCGGAGCCCUCCUCAUUGCCGGAUACACCGUCACCAGGACCUGCUGCAGCACCGACUGCUGUAAUGGAGCCACAUCCAUCCAACUGCCUCUCACUGCUGCUUUGGGCGCCGCCAUACUGGCCAUUUGGAGCACCAAAGGCAUUUAAAACAAGCAAGAAAAUGAUCAAAUUCAUGUUGUUCACUUAAUAAACCUUGAACACAUGCCUA
Messenger RNA from Dicentrarchus labrax (European seabass), 631 nucleotides. Its product is annotated as sperm acrosome membrane-associated protein 4-like. The record is from RefSeq and is a predicted model, not a curated record. The transcript has 3 exons. Lineage: Eukaryota; Metazoa; Chordata; Actinopteri; Moronidae. Bases 187 to 570 code for a protein of 127 amino acids.